This is a messenger RNA of Cantharellus anzutake, 792 nucleotides long. RefSeq lists its product as uncharacterized. Lineage: Eukaryota; Fungi; Basidiomycota; Agaricomycetes; Cantharellales; Hydnaceae. The coding region runs from base 60 to 680 and encodes 206 amino acids. The record is from RefSeq and is a predicted model, not a curated record. The transcript is spliced from 2 exons.
AGAUCAGGAGUGCCCCUCAAGCCGUUCCGCCUGCUGGCGGUGAUUUGAUUGUCAUUGUUAUGUACAUGCUUCAUGAUCGAGGGUGGGUCAAGUUGGCUGUGGACCAGGCGAUGCCUCACAAAUGCGGUACACUUAGCGCAUGUCCCAGAACGGACCCACCUGGGCGACGCCAAGAGAAUAACAUUAGAGGGUGCAAGCCUGUAAUACGCCUGGUUGAAAUUACAGUAACUCGAUCAAAGUUUCGAACCCUGAUCAAGGCGAGAAUUAUCCUGUUGCGUCAAUUAGGGUUGGGGUUGCCGAACUUCGGCGAUCGCCGGCUCAGUCUCUUUGUGUCCGCUUCUGUCUGGGAAAUUGUUGGGAAAGCUGCCAGCUCCCUUUUAUGUAGUAGAGCGAAUAGCGAGCUAUGCGUGCCUUACCGAAGUUACGUAAAAAGUGUCACUUUGGAUGACGUGUUCCUUCUCAUUACUCAUGUGGCCUGCUUCUCACUUUCGUCCUUUCGUUCAACCAUACAAGUCUUUCAUCUGUGCUUCACAUGGAGUCUUUAUGUAAAAGGAUUGCCGAAUUUUGAGUUGGUGAAUGUAAUUGAGUGGCAAGCACAGCCGGGUCGGAUGCAGAAGCGGUGGAGCAAAUAUUGUUGUUUGCAUCAUUCAGUUCAGUGCCACCGUUGCAUAUAUUGCUGACUGCGCUCGUUGUUUCUAUUCUGCCUGAGACUGCAUACCCCUUGGACACCACGUUCUUUCCUCUCUGCAUCGUCUUUAAGUACUACUGCCAUAACCUAUCAGUGGCCUCUAU